Messenger RNA from Dovyalis caffra, 411 nucleotides. The record is from the annotation of a GenBank genome assembly. NCBI's taxonomy places the organism in Eukaryota, Viridiplantae, Streptophyta, Magnoliopsida, Malpighiales, Salicaceae.
AUGAAUUCUCUUCGUCUCUCCUUUGUUUGCCAUAUAAAUCAGCACAGAGGUCCCCCCAAUUGCAGGUCAUCACAAUCAGCACUGCACAGCUUCUUCAGGCUCACAUGUAAAAUGGCAAACACUCUCUUCUCAUACUUCACCAUCCCGUUGUUUCUUUACUUGUCAUUGCUUCAGUUAGUCGCUCCUUUCCCUUCUGCCAAUGAUCAGACUGAUUACAAUUACAACUAUAAUUACUAUGAUAGGUCAUGCCCUCGUUUGGGAAUGAUUGUCAAGUAUGGUGUCUGGGCUGCUUUCCAAAAAGAAACCAGAAUUGCUGCAUCCCUCCUUCGAUUGCAUUUUCACGACUGCUUUGUAAACGUAAUACUACUUCUUAAUCUAUUUCUCUCUUACUUAACUACAUCCUUAACAUGA